AUGGAGGAAUUGGAGUCUAAAUGGGAUCAUCUCAGCCUCACGGAGGAGGAGAAUUCCAUUAUUGAGCUCGAACCUGCAAGUGUGGAUCUAUCUGAGGAAAGAGGAGCUAGGAGUCUAGUAGGGAGGUUGUGGGCUGAACGUAGGGUGGGGAAGGAGGUUAUCAGAUCCACCAUGGCAAAGAUAUGGAGAGUAGGAAGGGGAUUUGGUUUUCAAGAAAUUGCAACUAACCUGUUUGUUAUAAUGUUCGAGAACCAGGAGGACAAACUUAGAAUCCUGGAAGGUAGACCUUGGCUGUUCGAUAACUGGCUAUUUGUUUUGAAACCAUUUGAUGGCUUUGUUUCUCCUCAGUGGAUGAACUUUGAUAAGGAAGUUUUUUGGGUGAGGUUGAACAAUUUGCCUCUUGCUCUUAUGAACUGA
Carya illinoinensis is the source of this 417-nucleotide messenger RNA. RefSeq lists its product as uncharacterized. The transcript has a single exon. NCBI's taxonomy places the organism in Eukaryota, Viridiplantae, Streptophyta, Magnoliopsida, Fagales, Juglandaceae. Bases 1 to 417 code for a protein of 138 amino acids. The record is from RefSeq and is a predicted model, not a curated record.